AUGGCGCUGUGGCCUUUUGGCCGAAAGAGUAAGCGGCAUACCAUCCAAGUCAGUCCCGACGAGGCCGCCGCCCUCCAAACCUCCCUUGAGCAGGCCACCCCCGAGACCUUGGGCCGCAAGCUUUCUCGCCGUGCUUCCAAACGACAAAAUACGCGGACGCGUACCGGUGAUGGCUCGGAUAGUCUAAACGACUCGGCGCGCACUCGACCCAUCUCGCUUCACCACCGAAUGUCAGAACAACACGACCGCCCCAGCCCAGACCUCGUCCCACAGCGACGCCUGUCCUACACCGGAUCCAUGCUAAAGAAACAACCUCCCAAUGGGCCUAAAAAGCUCCAAAAAAGCAAACGCCGCACGGACGAGAUCCUGCGCGAGCGACAUAUUCGCAUGCUAUCAUCGACUCCAAUCGAUAUCCCGCGCCGAACCCUCGCACCCGACGGCGACUAUGUGCUAGAACAUCGCAAGAGAAAGGCAAACGGUCGCCGCGCAGACCGCUAUAUGUCGGACAUCAGUCUCUCGAUUCGUGAUUCUGCUGCCUCCUCCAUAUCCGACAUCUCCGACCCCUUCACUUAUAAGGUCAACGCCUUCGCCGCACUUACUCCCCGCCCCGUUGUUCGCUAUGUCGAGGCGCCUCGACUCGCGACGGCCAGAAGCCAGGAACCUGCCAACAAAGAAUCCGUUCGACGUGACAAGGAUAGAUUGCAGGCUUUGACAAUGUCCGAAGAGAACCUUUACUAUUCAAGACGUCGCGUGAACGAACUCGCCGAUUCAUUAGAUGCCGGAGGCCUCCGCGAAUUAUUAGACCGAGAUCGUCGACGACGAGAAAAGCAACAAAUCGACGAGCAAGAGAAGCUGAGGCGCAAGUUGCAGGAACGAGCCGAUGAACAAGCGGCGGAAGAGAGGCGACAGGCGAUCGAAGCAACCACACCCGAAGCCAUAGAACCGCAGGCCGAGCCCGAAGUCAAGAAUCCGGUUGCUGUGCAGGAUGAUACGGAGCAGAGGGAGGAGCAAAUUCAGAUCAAAAUCAAUGAGCCCACUCCGCUAUCUGCAGAGGAACCCGAGACCUGGCUACGAGAAGAGUCGAAGGGUAGUGAUGCUGCCAGGCGCGAGUCUUUGGAUAGCGCCAACGUCGUCGCAAAUAUCGACAACACCUCUGUCCGCGAGAUACCCAAGCUUUCCACACGCCCCAGCUUUGCGCCUUCGCAUGAGAUGGGCAUGUCACGAACCACCCUCUCCCCGUCCCAUUCGUCUAUCCGCCAAGGAAUCAGCAGCCCCAGUCAAUCCCAAACCUUUGGCAUCGGCUCGGCUUCUGAUCUCUCUGAACGUCGGUCAUCAGAUACUAGUGGCCGCCGCGGGAACACGAUCACUUCGUUAUUCCGACGCGGUUCCUCUCGCCUCAAGCGACGCUAUCGCGAGCGGUUCCAGGAAUCUGCUCCCGAAAUCGCGCACUCUUUGCAGCCUUCAAACGAGUCCUUCUACAAAGUUCACACUCAAUCAUCACCUCCCGCCCCCUCAGCCUUCCCGCCGAGAACUUUCAUGUCUCCCGGAACUGUAAUGCGUUCACAGUCCAAAUUCACAGAGCACUUUGACUUUGGCGACGAGCCUCUGUCACCACCGGACUCACGGCUGCAGUCUCCCGAUAUUCCCGAACAGGUCCCCGAAUCCUCGCUAGAGAACGAGGAGAGCACCUUUCUUCAUGGAACCACGCCCACUGCUGGUGUGGAUAUUAUCAACCCACGUCGACGCCGCCACCAGUCUUGGAACGACAGUAUUGACGCUGAGUCUGACAAUGUGCCCCUCUCCCAGUCUCUGGCUUCGAUUGACUCUGAGGGAUCUUGGAUGUCUGGUAGCUUCUUCCGUCGGAUGUCUCAAAAGCCCGGCAGCCCCGGCAGCCCUGUUCGGGCGAACAUGACUUCAUUUGAAGCCGCCAUGGACGGCACCGCCGAUACACAUGACGAUUCGCGGGACUCUGUUGACUCCCGUAGAACGAGUAGCCAUGUGAUGGGCGAACCGGAGCUGGAUGACGAACUUGGUGCUACCGAGGCAGGCAAGCCUUCCGAGAUGUGGCACCGCAGUGAAUUCGGUCGACGUCCCAUGAUCGUCAACCCAACUGUCCGUCCCAAGUCCACCCAAGGCAUGCUGAAGAGCAUCCCUUCCCUCUCUCCAAUCUCGGCGGAGGAGGAUUACAUUUCUGACGAAGAGACCAAUCUUCCUCCCGCUCCUCAGCGAGUGGCCAGUCAACACGGUAUAAUUAGCCAUGUUGAGCUGGAGCAGGAUUAA
This is a messenger RNA of Penicillium atrosanguineum, 2280 nucleotides long. RefSeq lists its product as uncharacterized. Bases 1 to 2280 code for a protein of 759 amino acids. NCBI's taxonomy places the organism in Eukaryota, Fungi, Ascomycota, Eurotiomycetes, Eurotiales, Aspergillaceae. The record is from RefSeq and is a predicted model, not a curated record. The transcript has a single exon.